CAACGCCAGAUCACAUUGGUAGUGGCUAAGAAGAUAUGUCCCCUUAAUUUCGGUAAACUACCUAAACUGUGACCAGACCACGCCUAUGAUUUUGAUGUAAUCCUAUUGUAUAUAUUAUCUCUACGGUAAAAUUUAAUGCAUUUGAAUUUUUGUCCAGACAGUUUUCUUACUUAAAAUAUUUUUAAACAUAACCUUUUCUUUUGUAAAGGGAAUGGUUAUUAUUUAGCCGCCGACCACUUUCAACCUUUUAGAGGGAUCGUUCAAAUUUGAGUAUUUAGGGUUGACUAAGUUAUUUCAUCACUACAGUUAUCGUUAAGUAGGUAAAAUGCACGGAGGGACAGACAUCCGGAAUUUAAUUGGCUUGUCAUACUGAUCAUUUUGCAUAUACAACUUUUUAUCUAAGUAUUUCAUUUGAUUUUGUGUUACAAUCAAUCAUUAUGAGAACAAAACUUCCUUUCCCGUUAAUGGCACUGCUGCAUAUGAAUUUACUGGCAUGCCGCCGUGCUUGUUUAAUUUGAAUGGUUGAUAAAAAAUUGAUUUGCGGUGGGAAAUCUUUUCCGCUUUCAUAAAGUUGGACGGUGUGUAAAUAAAAUAAUAUAUCUUCUUUUUUCUCAACCUCACAAACUCUGUUUGUCACCCAUUUAACUAUCCAGAUGUCUAUUUCAGGUUGGUACAUAGAAAAGAUAUGUAUAAGGAAUUUUGUUUAUAAAAUACCUGUAGAGAUAAAACUUUUCACAGUUGAAGUGUAACCAAUGUACAGUGCGGUUGACAAUGUAUUGUGAAAGUGAAUAAAGAUGUAUAUAGCCAUGAAAUAUACAAUUGGAAUAUUCGCGCUAAGCAUUUGGUUUUCCAAAGUGUGUAUUGCUAUCAAAUUGGAAGGGUUGUCACUUGGAAUGCAAUCUGACAAUGUACCAUUUCAUCUGCAAGGCGUUCAACAAGCAUGGCCCAUUCGGCCACAGUCAAUGAACCCCGUAUCAAUACCAGAGUUAAUGAAAGUUUCAACUCUAACAAAUGGUGCAACAAGUAGCAAGUGGCCAAAGAAAGUGAACAAAGUAAAAAAACAGCUGCCGGGCACUAUACUAAACCAGAAAGUACAAAUGCAAACACACAAACGUCUUCAUAAUAAACUUGUAAGUGAUUUAAACACAACGGGUUUAUUAUUAUUAAAGAGUCAGCUUCAAUAUAUGCCAAUGUUGAUGGCAUCCACUACACUGCCGCUCGAAAUCUUAGCGUCAGUUCGUAAAAACAAGAUGCUACUUGAUCAGCAAAAGCAACGGGCAAGACACCGGCACAAACAUUUGACAACCCAUACUGUGGUUAUGAAGACGACUAACAAACAAAAGAAGUUUCGACGAGGCAAUGAUCAUAAAAACUUGUCGCAGAAAUUGCGAAGAAAUCGUGUACGUCGUGAAUUACAGGAAGCGUCCAAAUCCAAAGGGGAACCAAGAAUUAAAAAACAACCAUCUACCUCUGAAUUAGUCAAUAAUGCAAAUUUGAUUAUUCGAAAAGGGACUUUGUUGCUAUUGCACUUGGAUAAUCUAUUGAAGGAUGCCGAUUUUUUUUUACGUAAUGAAGAAGACAUGCUAAACUGGAAUUCAAAUUGCAAUAUGAAAAGCUCAAUAUUGCAAAAGUUCUCGCAGAAUGAGUUAAAAAAUUUACACUCCAAAACUCAAGAAGAAAAUGAAAGAAAAAGAGAUUGUUAUAUUUUAAGAGUCAAUUGUACGAAACAACCUGAUCGGAAAGCGGAUGAUAGGCUUCUCUAUGAAGAUGUCAUAGCAAAUAUCAGAAAUAUGCAACAUACACAAAUUAUAAAUUAAAA
Molecule: messenger RNA, 1819 nt
Organism: Bactrocera dorsalis (oriental fruit fly)
Lineage: Eukaryota; Metazoa; Arthropoda; Insecta; Diptera; Tephritidae
Exons: 2
Coding region: 795-1817 (340 amino acids)
Source: RefSeq, a predicted model, not a curated record